AUGACAGAGAGCAAAGCUUCGAAGUCUUAUAUGGUACUACCUUCAAAGGCAUUUUACGAAGAAUUAAAUUCUGAAGUAACUGUUAAAGUUGAACAACAAUGGGAAAAAAUAAAAGAUUUAAUAUUACAAUAUCCUAAGGUUAAGGAUAUUUGUGACAAACUUAAAAGAAAUUUAGAUAGUAUGGACAUUAAGCCUCAAUCAGAUCUCAUAAAUAAAAAACGUUGUUAUGACUUGAAUUAUUGGUUACUUGAAGAAGUAUCUAAUAAACUUAAUAUUAAAGAAGAUCAUCCUGAUUUUUAUGACAUUAUUGACAAAAUCCAUAUUGUAUGGAAAGAUAUAAAUAAUGGAUUAAUAUAUAAGUCUAAUAUAUGUAUGCCUGAUUCAACUUUAAUGGACAUGGAGGUUCUAAAGCAAUUUAAGGAACUUUUUGAUUAUGUGGAAGAUUAUAAAACAAAUUUAGUAGAAGCUAUUUAUCGUACCUCUUCCGCAUGUGAAAAAAAUAUAGGAUAUCUUAAUCGAAUUAUCCCAAUGUAUUAUGCAAACAAAAGCUUUUGUACUAAUCCUGAGACUAAUAUAUGCAAUAAAUAUAUUGACAAUUAUGAAGAAUAUGAUCCAAAAAAUAUAGGAAAGUAUUUAAAAUGGACUGACGUAUUUUGGAAAAUAAUGAUGUAUCCUUGUUACCAGAAAGUUAUAAAGAUAUCCCUAAGUGCACAAACACAACCACAACGCGUAGAUGUAAAAUAUAGAGCACCUAAGAAAGUUGAAACAUCUGUAGUUGCUCCUCUUCCCAUUAGUGAACCCUAUGUUCAAGAUCAAGUUACAAAGGAAAGCAAAAAUUCUCCUACAAAUCAUUUUUUAAUUAUUUUAAUUGUUUUUACUUUAGGGCAAUUAUUGGCCUUUUUAUUAUUAUAUAAAAAAACCCAUGAUGCGCACCAAAGGAAAAAUAAGAAAAAAACUUGGAAUAAUGAUUUCCAUGAAGAUGUAUUAUUAAUUGGGGAUACAGAUUCAUUACAAAGUGACAAUUCACAGGAUAGCUCAUAUAUUCUACAAUAUCAAAGUUUUUAA
Molecule: messenger RNA, 1065 nt
Organism: Plasmodium gonderi
Lineage: Eukaryota; Apicomplexa; Aconoidasida; Haemosporida; Plasmodiidae
Product: variable surface protein
Exons: 3
Coding region: 1-1065 (354 amino acids)
Source: RefSeq, a predicted model, not a curated record